Messenger RNA from Salvelinus fontinalis (brook trout), 2392 nucleotides. RefSeq names its product MBL associated serine protease 1 (gene masp1). Gene Ontology annotation, molecular function: serine-type endopeptidase activity; calcium ion binding. Gene Ontology annotation, cellular component: extracellular region; blood microparticle. Gene Ontology annotation, biological process: complement activation; zymogen activation. The transcript is spliced from 11 exons. The record is from RefSeq and is a predicted model, not a curated record. NCBI's taxonomy places the organism in Eukaryota, Metazoa, Chordata, Actinopteri, Salmoniformes, Salmonidae. The coding region runs from base 85 to 2301 and encodes 738 amino acids.
GACGUGCACACUGGUUGGGAAAGUGUGUUCGUGCAGGGAUGUGGUGUUCAAAGAAGCUCAGCUGUUUCGCGCAGUAAGCGGGACAUGGCUGCAACUUCGGCAAUGAUGGGAGUAAUACCGUUCCUGUUAGACCUACUGUCCAUGGUCCCCGCUGGAGCUCAGGUAAUUUCUCUGAGUGACAUGUAUGGCACGAUCAACUCUCCGAACUUUCCAGAACCCUACCCUAAAGAGUCCGAGGUGCGCUGGAACAUAAGCGUUCCCGACGGGUUCCAAAUCAGACUUUACUUUCUGCACUUCGACCUAGAACCCUCCUACCUCUGUGAGUACGACUAUGUCAAGGUGGAGGCUAAUGGAGAGGAGCUGGCAGUGUUCUGUGGGCGCGAGGACAGUGACACAGAGCAGGUCCCAGGAGAGCAGGUCAUCAGCUCCCCUAGGAGCUCCUUCAGUGUCUCCUUCCGGUCCGACUUCUCCAAUGAGGAACGCUUCUUGGGCUUCGAGUCACACUACAGCGCUGUCGACGUGGAUGAGUGUAGGGACAGGAACGAUGAAGACCUGGCCUGUGACCAUUUCUGCCACAACUACAUCGGUGGCUACUACUGCUCCUGUCGCUAUGGCUACCUGCUGCACUCUGACAACAGGACUUGUCGAGUGGAGUGCAGUGAUAAUGUGUUUACGGAGCGGUCGGGGGUGCUUUCCAGUUCCGACUUCCCCAACCCCUACCCCAAAAGCUCUGACUGCCUGUACCACAUCGAGCUGGAAGAUGGAUUCCUGCUCAGCCUGGAGUUCGACGACACCUUCGACAUCGAGGACCACCCUGAUGUCACCUGUCCCUACGACUAUGUCAAGAUCCAGGCUGGAGAGAAGGAGUAUGGUCCAUUCUGUGGUGGCCGGUCACCAGGCAGGAUCCAGACAGAGAGCAACAAGGUCCAGGUGUUCUUCCACAGUGAUAACUCUGGAGAGAACAUCGGCUGGAGGCUCUCCUACACCUCUUCAGGAAAGAGUCAGUGUCCCGUCCCUGUGAAGCCCCUCUAUGGCCAGCUGGAUCCGGUACAGAUCCAGUACUCCUUCAAGGACCACGUCCUGGUAUCCUGUGACCCAGGAUACAGACUGAAAAGGGUGAGACAGGAUGGAGAGGAACUGGAGCACUUUCAGAUCGAGUGUCAGAAAGAUGGCUCGUGGAACAGUUUUGUCCCACUUUGUGAAAUGGUGGAUUGUGGGACUCCUGGGGAGGUUGCCAUGGGUGACGUCAUCUUCGAGAGCUCUGGCAACAGCACCCUGUUCGGUUCUAAGAUCCAGUACACCUGCAGGGAGUCCAUGUACCAGAUUCACCCCAAGAUCAACAGUAUGUACACCUGUGGGGAGAAGGGAGAGUGGACCAACUCAGAACAUGGGACUAAAAUUCCUACCUGUUUGCCAGUAUGUGGGGAGCCGUCCCAGCCCUUCCCAGCACAGAUUAAGCGUAUUGUUGGGGGACGUAGCACUGUGCCAGGUCUCUUCCCCUGGCAGGUCCUCCUCACCGUGGAAGACAUGUCCCGUGUCCCGGAGGACCGCUGGUUCGGGAGCGGUGCCCUGCUAUCCGAGUCUUGGGUCCUCACCGCCGCUCACGUUCUGCGCUCCCAACGCCGCGGCGCCACCGUAGUGCCUGUGGCGCCCGAACACAUCCGAGUCUACCUGGGCCUGCACGACGUCCGUGCCAAGCAAAACGCCACCAACCGCUCUGUGGAACAAGUCAUCCUCCACCCUCACUUUGACCCUCGCAACUACAACAACGACAUCGCCUUGGUCAAGCUGAGUCAGGCGGUGCCCGUGGGGGAGCUAGUGCGGCCCGUCUGCCUGCCCCCUCCCCAGGGCAAAGACAGGCCCCAGAGCCCCCAGCUCAACACCCUGGGCCUGGUGGCCGGCUGGGGCAUCUCCAACCCCAAUGCCUCUGUGGCCGCCGACACCACCGCCCUCUCCUCUGACCUGGGCAUGGUGUCGGACGUGCUGCAGUAUGUCAAGCUGCCUGUGGUGGCGCAGGAGGAGUGUAAGGCCAGCUAUGCAUCACGCUCCAUCAACUACAACAUCACUGACAACAUGUUCUGUGCCGGCUUCUACGAGGGUGGCCACGACACGUGCCUGGGGGACAGCGGGGGGGCGUUUGUGAUGGAGGAGCCCGGAAGCGGGCGCUGGGUGGCCCAAGGCCUGGUGUCAUGGGGGGGCCCGGAGGAGUGUGGGAGCCAGAGGGUUUAUGGGGUUUACACCCGGGUGGCCAACUACGCCGAUUGGUUGCAGAGCCAACUGGGAACGGGGCCGUGGUGGUGAGAGGGAAUAGGGGGGGUCAGUUACGUCCCGAUGACAAGCAAUUUCCAUGUCAAACUCGACUUGAAAUCCUUGUGCAUUCUUAUAUGAUGAA